UCCAGAUGUUAGAUCCACAUCCAACAUGUGAGUGUCUAUGUUGAACGAGACGAGUCCAGAAGCUUGAUUGUGUCUGAUUCGACGUCCACGUAUGUUGUACAACAGUGUUUUACAUGGUGCUACAACUGCUAAAUCCUAUCCUUUUGCAUUUUUCUUCUACAAAACACCACAUCCAGAUCCACAUGCACAUCUUUUCUUAGUAACAAACUUACCAAAACCAACUUAAACUCCGAGAACCAACAUCAAUGUCUUUUUGUUCGCGAAACAAGCGCGCCGUGCUUGUCACCCUCGAAUACGCGGACCCGAUCUUCAGUGGGAACGGCGUCUACUCACGGUCCAUCGUGACGGGUUUAGUCGAGCAACUUCGCUUCGAUGUACUCGUGAUUUCCGGAACUAGUGCUCAGGGUCCAUGCGGUUCAAGUCCAGGUCCAGGAGGUUCAGGGAGCUGUAGUAAGAGUUUAUCGCCUCUCCACCCACAGUCGCAGCCAAGGAUCGACAUGGUAAGGGUACGCAAAAGGUGUUCUUGUAGUUACCGCUUGUUAUGGCUCUCCUAAGGGAGACAAGCAUGACAAACGGGAUAAACGAACACCGAAAAAACCUACCUCUAAGCGUCCACUCACAGUCGCAGCCAAGGACGACAAGUAGAUCCCAACAUUCAUCAGCAGGAGCAGCCAAGGAUAUUCCUCCGACUUGUACUUCAGGCGGCACACUCCAGACAAUCGCGAUUCCCCUUCGCGUGUGGAACCGACUGGACCGAGGCUCAGACUGGGAGCUCUUUCGGGAUCGAGUGGCCAGUUCCGAAGAAGAUGAUGAAGGCGGGGGCGGGGUACUAGCAGCAUUUACUAUGGAUACUGACAACCCGUCUCUUUUACCAUCUUUUAGCCAAUUCCUUCUUGGAGUAAGCUAAAGCUAUCAGAUGUUCUGAAAGAUGGACUGUUUGCACCUCUAAAGCGACGGAGUUUGCGCCGGACUACAUUAUCGCAGUGGACUGGAGCGGAGCAGCAGCGGCAAGGAUGCUGAUGUUAAGGCUUCCCGUACUAUUGUUGCACUUUCAGAAGGAUUAUGCCUCCCUUAUUUUGUACGGAGAAAGCACGCCAAAGUCAAAGAAAGAUGAGUUUAUAAUUGAAGACGAAAACUAAAAUAUACGUUAGUUACCUAGGAAGUUGUAACAGAGCCGGCAGGCUCCUAUAAUGAUGGAGAAGAUGCAGCUAGAUCAAAGAAAGCCGCUAUUCGUUCUCUUUUUGUUCCGCCUCUUCUCUGCGUCCACUGAGUUUUCAGAGGAAGAUUUGACCUUUUACAAGGAAGAAGAGGGAAAUGCAGUGCGGGUUGCUGACAAAGUUGUGUCCUGUUCCUCGAUUGACCGAAAACUACUGGCGGCCACCUUUUUCCUUGGAGAUGACGAGGCUAUGGAUAUCAGUAGGAACAGGGAAAUCAGUAACACGUUAACGGCUACGUUAACUACGCCUCCUUCUUGUGUUAAACAGAAUAAACUUGCGUUUUUGAACCCGCCGCUGCGUCCGGGGUUUGUUGAGGAAGGAGCUGCGGCCACUACCUCGUCUGCGACUACUUCGUCAUCAGUCACAAAUAAAAAAGCUUCUUCUAGAUCGACAUUGACAAAGGCACCUGCGUCCUCCAGCUCUUGUUCGUCAUUACCGGCACCUUCUUCCUCCAGCUGCUCGUCGUCGAGCGAGACUCCCAUCUCUUCCAGCAAGACACCAACGGCGUCGUACCUGCUCUGCUGCUGCCGUUUGUCACCAGAGAAAAGAGUGGACUUCUUUGUUGAUGUGAUCUGUCGCCACGAGGUGCGAGAAGCCCUUCAGAAGCAGAACAUAGUUAUAAGACUAUUUAAUAGAAAACUCACCUUAAGACGCAUCUUUGACCCCUUUGUUAAGAGGGAAAGAAACACGUGAAAGAAAAAGAUGCACUCAGUGAUGAAUAUAUCAUAUGCAGGCGAUGAAUAUAUCAUAUUCAUAUAUUCUAUAAUAUGGUGGGUGUCCGUGUCUAACAUAGUUCCCUUUCUAGUCGGGGCACAGAACAGUGAAUGGGGAAAGGAACUGAUCCAAGGAAAGCUUGAAAGCACUUUCAAGCUUGUUAGUACAAGAAAUACAAUCUCCGAGGAAGAUGAUAGAGAUGAUGGAGAUGGACAGGAACAGGAUCAAAGAGGAGGCUGUAUCCAGAUAGAGCAUCACCACCACAAGCAGGAUGACCACCACCACGAUGCCCAAAAACAACAACACUACGCUAUCGUUCGCGAUUUCAUGUCUGCGGCACAGCUGCGAGAGGUGUUUAGAAAAAGCGUCCUCAACUUCCAUCCUGCUCUAUACGAUAGCUACGCGAUGACUAUUGUCGAGGCCGCGGCGUGCGGACUGCCAAGCUUGAUCCAUACUGGCGGAAUUGGUGCGGCAGACGUCCUUGGGGAAGAAGGUGUUUUUCGCGGAGACAUGGCGGAUGAGGAAAAAUGCGCGGAAAGAUUGGUAAAGUUAAGGCUUUGGGUUGCUGUUGAGGUUGACUUACACUUGAGUAAUCAGAACUUCUGAAGCACUAUAUUAAUGUCAUGUAGAUGCGAAAAGCUUGUUAUGUAGGGAAAAAAGUGUUACUACUGGGUCUGUCCGAGGACAGGGAAAACCCCUGAGACCCGCCGCGGACCUCAGGAUUUUGAGCAGUCUCAGAAUCCUGAGGUCCGCGGCGGACAUGAGACAUUUUUGAGUCCCAUGACUCAAAAACGCCUGAGACUGGUUCCUCACAGAGGGCCGCGUUGAGAUUUCUGAGGUCCGCGGCGGACAUGAGGCAUUUUUGAGUCCCAUGGAGGCACUUUUGAGUCCCAUGGACUCAAAAAUGCAUGAGGCGGGUUCUCCACAGGGGCCUUUGAGAUUUCUGGGGCCUGCGGCGGACCUCAGGACUCAGCAGUCUAAGAGUCCUGAAGUCCGCGGCGGACAUGAGACUUUUUCAGUCCCGUGGUCUCAGAAACGCCGGAGACUGGUUUCGCGGAGCAGAGUCCGGAGAAAGCCCUUCGAGUGCCUUUUUCUAUUACUAUCGCAGUCGCAGCUAGUAGUUCUAAUCUAGGGAGCAAAGUCCUCCAGUUAGUCCUACUGAGAAACUUCCGCUGUCUCAGAUGAAGUAGAAACGCAAGUCAUGAAGUGUUUUUGGAUGCGUCGCCUCAAGAUCAAGAAAGAUCCAGAUCGAUGUAGUUGAACUUGAACGUUUGUAGAAGUAUUUCGCUCUGCUCUAAUAUAGGUGCUGGAAGGAUUGAGACUUGCGAAAGACGAAGACCCAGUUCAGUGCGUUUCUUCACAACAACCUCCACUGCAACAGUCGCAUAUGCAAUCUCAAAUCAUGCAUGUCGAAUCACGACAAGUGCAAGAGACAGCGCAAAAACGGGCCUUGGCAUGGGAGUCUGUGGCUUUUGCGCAAGAGUUAGGUUCUUUGCUUGAAGAAGCGGGUGUAGGUGGCCAUAGUUGA
Molecule: messenger RNA, 3459 nt
Organism: Amoebophrya sp. A25
Lineage: Eukaryota; Dinophyceae; Syndiniales; Amoebophryaceae
Source: the annotation of a GenBank genome assembly